GUAAAUAGAUAUCUUCAAUGAUCAAGGCUAUCAACCGAUACACCUACACACAAAAUUCCAUUAACGGUUCAUAGAUUCGUAACUUCGCAUACCAUUGAGUCAGUUCCAUGAAUAGCUGUUAACGGAUAUUCGUAACAUGAGUUUCGAUUUGUGCAACCGAUAGUCACUCUCACCUUCCAUAUAAAAAAUUUUCGGAAACAGAUAUAUUAUUCAUUUCAUAAAUGGCAACAUAAAAAAUUAUCUUUUACUAUUUAUACAUCGUGUAAAAAUGAAAAGAACGUCAUGAGUAAAUUUUGCAAUCAGACACUUUGCAGACGAUUGCAAUGACUCACUGCAACCUGUCGCAUCAUAUAACACUGGAGACCAGAGAGGGUCGAGAUACUUCAUGCCAUGCCGCUAUAUUAAGCAGUUUCUUUAACUUAAUUAUACAGAUCUGCUGACAUCUAAUCGUUCCUCUGAAUAAAAAUUAAAAAUAUAAAUAUUUAUGUGAAUUAUUACUUCCGUAAUAACGAUUGAAUAUUAGAUUUAAAUUGUCUUUUUUUAAUUUCUUAAAUAGUUCAUAAAUCUUUUAAUAGAGUAAGUCAGUGAAAAUAAAGUCACUGAGACUUCCAUAAGAAUUAUUUGAGAGCAAGAAGGAUCGAACAAAAUGCAUCGAUGCACGAAAAACAGUGCUUGGGAUGCAACCGGUACCUACACGAAGAAGAAAAUCAGAGGGUAGAUGAUAAUUUGACUGAUGACUGGUAGAAAUUUGUCAGAUUCAAAGUAUGGAAAGGAAAGGGAAAUACGAUGAAAGGAGAAAAUGAGAGAAAGAGGAGGCAAUUGAUGAAGAAAGGAUGAUUAGUCACGCGACGUAACAUGGUCCCAGUUCGAACGGGAGGCAGGACCCACUAGUUGUAAUUAUAGUUAUCUUUGCGAUGUUCUCGGAACGCUUUGCUUCAAGUCCUCCUCGAGCUUACCGAGAAAUGAGAGAGAGAGAGAGAGAGAGAGACGGUGCGAAUUGCCGUAGGACGAGACAAAACAAUACGGCCAAAGGUAGAUCAACGAAGAAAGAUGAUGAGAAAUCGGAAAAAGAGGGGAGGCAGAGGGCAUCGGGCCGAGGAUGAAAGUUACAUAUAUAUAUAGCAGGAGAAAGAAUUCAGAUCACAGAAGAGUAGUCGCAGUUCUCGACCCGGACAAUUGCGAGUGAAAUCAAUCAGGACGUGUUGAUUUUCAAUUAAAGUAGAAUUCUUUUUCACCAAAAUCCCAUUUAAUACUAAGAAAGAACUGAAAAUAUGAGAAGCUAUAUUUUACUGUUCAUUUCUAUCCAUCUUGCCUUUGCUACAAUUGGCAGACAUCAUAGAGAUAGCGGAUUUCUGAAUCACGUGCAACUAGUGCAUGAAUUUCGGUGUUCCAUGCCACAACCGAGAGCUAUACCAGUGGCAGAACUUCUAACUGUCGGCCCUAGCCCGGACGAAGUUUUUUAUCCUGCCUCUACCGUUUUGACACGUUGCAAAGGAGCCGGAUGUUGCCCGGAUCCCAAACAGAUUUGUGCACCUAUCGAAACCAGAAACGUGAGUCUUGUUUUCAUGGUGAAACACACGAUUGACCAACAACGUGACAGGCAUCACGAAGUGAUACAUGCUUUGGAACAUACAAAAUGUGGGUGUGUCCAUAAAAGAAUGAUAAAAUUUGAUUGAUUCAUUCUAUU
This is a messenger RNA of Bombus huntii, 1687 nucleotides long. RefSeq names its product vascular endothelial growth factor A-A-like. Bases 1272 to 1676 code for a protein of 134 amino acids. Gene Ontology annotation, cellular component: membrane. Gene Ontology annotation, molecular function: growth factor activity. NCBI's taxonomy places the organism in Eukaryota, Metazoa, Arthropoda, Insecta, Hymenoptera, Apidae. The transcript is spliced from 2 exons. The record is from RefSeq and is a predicted model, not a curated record. Gene Ontology annotation, biological process: hemocyte migration.